AUGCAUGCAGGCUCCAGUCUUCGGAGCUUCUCUCUGGCUAUCCUCACCCCUCGCCUGCUCUUGGUGAAGGUUGAGCGAGUGGGUUUCUCCCUCGCUCAACUCCUCCUGUAA
Geosmithia morbida is the source of this 111-nucleotide messenger RNA. RefSeq lists its product as uncharacterized. The transcript has 2 exons. The coding region runs from base 1 to 111 and encodes 36 amino acids. NCBI's taxonomy places the organism in Eukaryota, Fungi, Ascomycota, Sordariomycetes, Hypocreales, Bionectriaceae. The record is from RefSeq and is a predicted model, not a curated record.